Bufo bufo (common toad) is the source of this 3543-nucleotide messenger RNA. It is a transcript of the gene NTSR2, whose product is annotated as neurotensin receptor 2. The transcript is spliced from 4 exons. Gene Ontology annotation, cellular component: plasma membrane. Bases 657 to 1838 code for a protein of 393 amino acids. NCBI's taxonomy places the organism in Eukaryota, Metazoa, Chordata, Amphibia, Anura, Bufonidae. Gene Ontology annotation, molecular function: G protein-coupled neurotensin receptor activity. Gene Ontology annotation, biological process: neuropeptide signaling pathway. The record is from RefSeq and is a predicted model, not a curated record.
AUGGUAGCAAGGUGUCAAAAGGAGUGGUAAUGGCACUCCGGUAAAUUACAGAGCAAUCUCCAUAGGUCUGAUCUCCAGUCAGUAAUCUCUGCCGCGGGUCACAUAAUCUCACGGUGAAGUGAAUUUAUUGUACGCACAGCAGGCACACCGGGGGGAUCUCACACCUGUUAAAUGUCUCAUUCAUAUUAAUCUCUAUCUCUAGGGAUGAAAUCUUUACAGACGAUACCGUAUGGUCUUUGGAGGAGAACACGUGAGCUGAUAGGUCUCUGGCAGAUAUGCAGUCACUCAGCAAGCAAAGCCCUUCCUGCCUGCAGCCCCUGAAAUACCUCCUACACCUCUGCCGGCUUCCAGAUCUCUCAGACUUCUUCUCCAACGCCAGCCCCCCUGAGCAUUCACACAGGACAAGGAAGCCAUCAGAUGGGUUUUGGAAUUUGAAAACGCCUCUGGUCUUAUUAACCGCAGACUGGCAUGACUACUUAACAAGUACCAAACCAGGCAGCAAUUGCAUGAACAGGUGGGCAUUGCAGGUAAAGGGAUGCAGAAGGACUAAGAGUGACCAAGUAGGAAGCACCCACUGUGGUGAAGACAUGGAGUGAUUUGUGGCAGAGAAAUGUUCUUCUAGUGCCAGCCAGGCAGUCAGAGGAGCCGGCUUCAGGAUGGCAGAGGAGACACUGGCGCUCAACAAUCUCACUUGGUUCUCAGAAGUGCCAAAUGCCACCAUAGACACGUCUCACCCCUUGGGUGUGGACACCAACUUGUCGUCAAAAGUGUUCAUCACUGUUCUUUACAUCCUCAUCUUCUUGGUGGGCACCAUAGGGAACGUGCUGACCAUCCAGCUGGUGCUGAAGAAGUGCAGCCUGCAGAGCUUACAGGGCACAGUGCACUACCACCUGGUGAGCCUGGCACUGUCCGACAUCCUCAUCCUGGUGAUCAGUAUUCCCAUAGAGCUUUAUAACUUCAUCUGGUUCCAUUACCCCUGGGUAUUUGGGGACGCUGUGUGCAGGAGUUACUAUUUCCUACGUGAUAUCUGCUCCUAUGCCACCGUGCUGAACAUCGCCAGCCUGAGCUGCGAACGGUACCUGGCCAUCUGUCAUCCCAUGAAGGCCAAGAUGAUCAUGUCCAGGAGGAGGACCAAGAAGAUUAUCUCCGUCAUAUGGGUCUCAUCUAUAGUAUUUGCCCUGCCCAUGGCUUUUAUCAUGGGAGUAAGGUACCAGAACAUAACCCCGGAAGGAGAGCCUGACCCCUCUUCUCUAGUGUGUACCAGUUUGGUGUCCAAUGCCACUCUGAAGAUCUUUAUACAGGUCAAUGUAUUCGUGUCAUUCGUCCUUCCAGUGACCUUGAUUGGUGGACUGAACUGCAUCACCGUGAGUCAACUUGAGUUGUUACGUUCCCGUUCAGUUUUGAUGCUGAACUCUUCUUGCAAGAGUCACAAAGCUUCCAAAGUAGGAGAUGAGUCGCAAAGUCCUGUGUCUUCUUCCACUGGUCUGUCAAAGAUAAGUGCUGGAAGAACAAGCGGGAAGAAGAACCUGACUGUGUCCAGUGAACCCAACCGCAUACAGGCUCUACAGCACAGCAUCUACAUGCUCAGAGCGAUCGUAAUUGCCUACUUUAUAUGCUGGUUACCUUACCACGCCAGAAGACUGAUGUUCUGCUACAUCCCGGAUGAUGAAUGGUCUGGGUUCCUGUACACAUUCUACCACUAUUUCUACAUGCUGACUAACACGUUGUUCUACGUCAGCUCUGCUGUGAACCCAGUGCUCUACAACAUGGUCUCUUCUUCAUUCCGACAGCUGUUCAUGGAGACUAUAUAUGCCUGUCCUGCAGUAAAAGCAGCAUAAAUCUCUCCUUCAAAGACAUCACAAGCAUAUGGAUCUUUUUAUAAACUUCAACGACUUCUGUAUGAAAAUACAGGACAAUAUGAUCAUUAAUCCAUGAAGAUACAUGAAGAUCGCCCAGGGGGUUAAAUUCUCUUGAAACUGUAUUAUUAUGUAUUAUAUUAUUGUUUUAAUCACUUCUUUUAUGUAGCUGUCUUAACCUUCCUCUCAAAGGUACACUGAAGUCACGGGGUCAAAGUAUAUUUAUGGUACACUACAGCAUUUGUGGAUUUUACUGUCAGAGAAGCCCCAUUAUAUUUGUUCACCAGUCCAUCCAGUGGCAUAUCUGUCAUGGUGGGGAGCAAUGUGCCUUGAACUCGCCCAUCCCACUGUUCCUACCUACUUGCACGAUCUGCCCUAGACAGCGGCAUACAACUGGUCGGCAGUCCUUUCCUGAAUAAGUGCAGGGGUCUAUACGGGAGGGAAAACCAGGAGGAAAAUAAUAAACUAGUGACAGAUCGGCAGCCACAAAGACGGAAACAGACAAGCCAGGUCAGACAAAGAGACAAAAUUAAAAAGAGCCAGGAACCGUAAAUCAGAGUCAGAACCAUGCCAAAGUCAAUACCAGGAGAACAGACAGGGGAAACCAGAAUUAGACAAAUCAGAUACAACACCAAGCCAGGAAGAAAUGUCAGGGUCCAAAUCAUCAGGCAAAGGUCAAGGUCACGGACUUAAUCAGAGAUCUAGAAUCCAGUAGACAGAAUACUCAGAAGAAGGCUUGUCGAGGAGAUCCAGAAGAAUUAUACCAAUCACAGGCAACUUGUGGCCAGCAGAUUGACUGUUAGAAUAGGCCACGCUUCCUAGUCACGUGACGAGUCUGACGCUAACUCACUAGACGUGGCAGCACCGCCCCUAAUUGGCCGGCGCUCCUGCACAGAGAGCGCCUGCCCUGUUGCCUGCGGCACUGUCUGUAACAAAGCACGCCUGCCGGCACCGGGCUUAAAAGUAUCUAUCACUGGGCUAGGACAUGUGACCACCAUGCGAUGAAACUGACAUACAGUAGAGGCUAUCUGCCGCCACCACCAAGAGGAAUUCACCGCAUACAGAUAUAUACAGCCCCCACUGAGUUCAAUGACAGCUGAAUAAAUCCACAAGGAGCUCCCCCUGGUGUUGGCGGCAGAAUGCAGCCAAUCAUAUUUCAUUUAUCAAGUCAUAAAAACAGGUCCACUGUAAAGAAUGGUGGCCUUAGACUUUAAUAAAGACAUAAGACAUUUGAUGGAGUGAAGCUUCGGAAUGCCAAAGUGACCAAAUUGUCCGUCAGUGGUAGGCUAGAUAUACCGUAGCAGGAGAGUAGCUGGGGGCUUCUAAAUUAACCUUUUCCCUGGUUGAAAGUAAGUCUAGAAAUGACUCUUGCCACCCCCACCCCUAUAUUAUACUGUAUAGUAUGUUUUAUAGUGAGGAAGUGGCCGUAUAUGCAGAGUCACGCUCUAUUAUAGUGGACAGGAGAUACGGAAACAACCCAUAGAUUAUACCUGUGAGAGACCCUGUAUAUACAGCCACUUCUCCAUCGCAGGGAAAGGACGCAGGACAUUGAAUGUAACAUGCUCCCCUUGGGUGAAGUCCUAUGAGAUAUGAUCAGUCAUCACAAAAAUCACAAUCCAUGUCCCGUAAUGUAAAUGUUACCAUCAUAAAUAAUUCUACCACUGCUCCCUGGUGAUGUGAUAUUUUC